Molecule: messenger RNA, 1079 nt
Organism: Cylindrotheca closterium
Lineage: Eukaryota; Bacillariophyta; Bacillariophyceae; Bacillariales; Bacillariaceae
Source: the annotation of a GenBank genome assembly
AUGCCAACUACUUGGAGCGGUAUGAACUCUACACCCGCUCCUCCUGCCGGUGCUGCCAACCAACCUGUCAGCCCUGCUACUUCAACUGUUGGCAAUACUGCCGGUACGCCCGCCAAUGCUACCGCGCCACCUGGUCGUACCCUUGCAAGCCUUGAGUUUGCUGUCACAACCCUCUUUCGAGAGCCCCUAGACAGCCCACUCAUGCGUGCUCUUUGUCGCGAUGGAUGCUUGCACUUCAUGCACCUCCUCUCCUACAACAAGAAUGAGCUCCUUGCAUUGAAGUACGAUGCACCCAUCAUUGACCAAUAUGGGGUGGAUACUGGCCAAACUCAGCUUACUCAGCUUGAGCGGCCCCAUCGUGGCACUCUUCGGGCUUUACUUGGGUAUGCUUACCUUUGUCAAAACGUCCAUGGCAAUCCGAUCGCCCCGAUCAAUUGCAUGAACAUUGACGUACAAGCGUUCUUCAAUUAUCAAUGUAGUGGUGACUUUAUAGUUUUUAAUAAGUCCCUUUUACCACAACCUCUUGUUCCCAAACCUGCUCAUCGCCAACCUGUUGACUCGUCGUCCGCUACUCUCCUUCCAACACAGAAGGCGACAAGUUCAGACAGUCACCUAGCCACCAUACGCAACGAAUUUGCACCCAAACAUGGGGAGUUACAACGGCCGAUGAGCGACGAAUCAGACCGCCAAUCUACAGUAGACGUAAAAAGUAAUCAGUAUAGUGACACUACUAGUCCUACUACUAAUGAUUCUUCCGCUCUACAACCUAGUAUUCGCACGUCUGAUGGUAUCAAUAUACUCACUGGUGGUCGUGCUGAUCAACUUGUUAGCACACCAAGCACCAUGAGUAGACUGACACUGGACGAACUUGACAUCACCCAUCAUGUCACAUUCGACUCCAAGCUUGAAUGGGACCAAACUCUAUUGGAUCCCAACAUUGACAAGCUAGGCGAACAAAUCUUCCAUUCUAAAAUCGAUCGCAACUCAAACUAUUUUAGUCUUGAAUGGGACCAAACCUUAUUGGACCCACAUAAUGGUGAUCUUGCGAACUUGUCCAGUCUUGAGUGGGACCAAACCUU